Messenger RNA from Orussus abietinus, 3414 nucleotides. RefSeq lists its product as uncharacterized. The transcript is spliced from 15 exons. The coding region runs from base 1 to 3414 and encodes 1137 amino acids. Lineage: Eukaryota; Metazoa; Arthropoda; Insecta; Hymenoptera; Orussidae. The record is from RefSeq and is a predicted model, not a curated record.
AUGAAAGAAUCCCUGAGCAUCGCUUUAUUGGUGUUCUUUGGUUCCUUGGAAGUCACCCUGGAGAGUGAUUUCUCGAUCGAUAAUCAGCUGGUCGUCAUCGCGAACGAUUGUUACACGAGGGUGUCCAUUGGCUCGAAAUUCGCCCAGAAGGAUAUCACUUCCAGGAUCGAAGUCGCGACCGUUUCCGAAUGCGAGGACGAAUGUUCGAAAAAUCGAACUGCUUGUGGAGCUUUCAGUUUCGGAAUCAGCGCAAAAGGAAAUGGCACCUGCAUCCUGGCUGCUCGAAAACCGAAUUUCGAAGACUUGCAAAAAGAUCCCGAUUACGACGCGUACGUUCGACAACAGAGUACUCCACAUUGUAGACCCGAUCGCCUAUACAAAACCGAUAUCAAAGGGAAAAAGCCCUCUCCAGGACACGAGAUAGAAAAUCCGCCAUCGUUCUUCAAAAGUCACCAAAUUCCCCAUCGAGAAUUUAUAAUGACGCCGAAAUGGUGGCUAUUCGCGGCCCUUUUUGUCAUCACUUUUCGAAAGGCCAGACCAAGCUCCGUAAUUAUUGUAAAAGACUGUCUGCCGUGUUAUCGAAGAAUCCUGUCUGGGAAAAGAAUCAUCGACGGUCACGUAAGACGAACCGUGGGUUGCGAAAGAAUAGACGACUGUGGAAAAUUGUGCGACACCGAAAACAACUUCAAUUGUCAAGGCUUUAAUUACAGGCCACUCGGAUCGGGUCGCCGGGGGAUUUGCGAAAUGACGCCGAUGUCAUCCUACGGAAUGGACAUGCGAAGAGAUUUUUCAACGGAUCCAAGAUACGACUAUUACGAGAGAGAUCAAAGUUGCAACGGAAGACCCCAGGAAAGCCAACCAUCGGGCUGGAUAAAUCUACGACCUCGACCGAGCUCCACCUACAUACCUCAAGUGGGACCUUAUUCUCCUCCGAGAACGGAUUUAAGGCCUUACGUUCCAGGAGACCCAAACUCCGAAAGAGGAUUUUUUGGGGUCUCUCGACCCGUUACGAUUUACUCGACUGGAGGGUUUCAAGGAUAUCCAUCCGGACCUACGGAGAGACCUCCAUAUCCUGACAGAGGCCCUUCGGGGAGGGACAGAGAUUAUGGAUAUUUAGGGCGACCUUACUCUACUAGAAAUAUGGAUACCGUUCAUAUCCGACCGAUAGAGGACGAUUUUUACUCCAACAGAUACACCUCUGGAAGGCCUUAUUUAACAAAGUAUCCGAUAAGGAGGACCGAAUACGGUCGACCUUAUCCCGACGUUGGCGCCAACGAAGUCGCUCCAUAUUGGCGCGAUGGAGCUGGUUACAACGACAGGGGAACUUAUGGAUCUUCUUAUGGAUACGAUGGAAACGACGUUUCUUAUCCCAAGGAAACAACCCAUAGGAAAGCUUAUGGUCGUUCUCGACCAAGGCCUCUAGUGAACGACCACUUUUACGGCGAGUUCUACAAUUAUGGAGGCGCGUUUGGCUACGGGGACAACUAUAUUCCCUCGGAACGAGAUUUAUUGUACGGCGGCACCGGAAGUGGACAAGAAUGUUCCGUUAGAGCCGGAGCAGGCUUCAAAGUCAGAAGAGGAAUCAUGAGAAGAAGUUUCCUUACUUCGGACGUGAACCAGUGCGAACGGUUCUGCUUCACCGAAAAGGAGUUUCCAUGCAUGCUCUUCUCCUACAGGUACAACGUGGCAGCCACCGCACCCACCGAUAAUUGUCUUUUGAGCGAGGUGUCGUACAAAGAUUUGGACUUUUACACCGAUUUGGAGCCCGAUCGCGAUUACGACAUUUACGUAGUCGUCGGAGACCGGAAGUCCUGUGAAAACAGACCUCAGAGUCAAGAGCCACCGCAAGAAUGCUUCUGGAGGGUUGCCAGUGGAGUUGGAAUUCCAUCAAAGGUCACAAAGAGUUCCAUUCUGGUGGGGGGUCUAGGCGAUUGUGAAUUUCAAUGCGUGAAUUCCAAAGAAUUCAUCUGCAGAAGUCUCGUCUUCAGGUACGGACAAUUGACGGACGGAUCGGCAAAUUGUUUCUUAAGCGACUGGCCGUCUCAAGAAAUUGAUUCCGCCUCGUUUCUGGAAUUGAACGGAGCCGAAUUGUACGAAAGAGGCAGCUUUGGCCGUGGUUGCGAACCAUUUCCAUUCCCGAUGAUUACAACACCUAAAGAACCUCAAACCGGCAAAAGGCCGCAAAACAUGGACGAGGGGUGUUAUGCCGGUCACCAAAAACCAUGCAGAUUGACUCCAGUGGCAAUUUUAUUAGCGGUUGGAGUCAACACGGAAUCGGAAUGUCGACAAAAGUGUUCCAGAAUGAGAGAAAGAGAUCCAGUUCCUUGCAUGUCGUUCAGCUUCAACAAAUAUUCACCAAAUGGAAAGGACAACUGCUUCCUAAGCGACGUUCCCAUGAGAGAUUUGAUCCCAGGUUUCGAUUACGUCCCGGACACCAACUACGUAUUGUACGUGUGGAAAGACUUGGAGCCACAUUGUUGGAUUCCGAGCCAUGGACCCCCUGGUAGACCUCGGCAUCCACCCAUCCCCCAUAGACCAGUCUAUCCCCAGAAACCUCCAGCUUAUCCAGAAAGACCCCCUUCGCAUCCCCAUUAUCCAGGAUAUUAUCCAGGAUAUUACCCAGGACCCCAUGGCCAUGAUAUCAAACCCCCUCGGCCAGGAUAUCCGUAUCCACACGGGGGAACACCCGGGAAACCGGAAGCGAAACCCCCUGGUCCUGAUCAACCCGGGUAUCCAGGAAGUCCAGAUUAUCCUGGAGUCAUUCCUCUGGAUCCCACGGGACCCGAUUACGUCCCUCCUCCCGUGGGUCCUCAAUGUCCUCCCCAUGGAGGAGGUCGUCCAAUUUUGCCGGAUAAUCCGGGUGCUGGAUCGGGAUGCGGUGGGUCUCGUCCCGUAGAUCCAACCCCACCGGAAGGACCCGAUUAUCAGGGAAUCAUUCCCUUAAAUCCUAACAGUCCUUUUCCCCCUGGCCCUGGGAAUUCUGGAGAUUCUGGAGAUUCUGGGGAUGGAACGGACACGACUGGAUCUGGCGAUUGCGGUUUUAGUAUCAACCAGAACUGCCCAUUUCCGGCCGGUGGUUCUUCGACAUUCCGACAUUACACCGUAAAUGGAUAUCCCUGUAAACGAGGCACCAAGUGCGAAAGGAAUAAAGUUGCCGGAUUUUGGUCCUGCGAACCCGAAGGAGGCGAACCCGGAGCCUGGGAUUAUUGUUGCGAACCUAAUCAUCGAUGCGGAUUUUCCAAGGGUUUUAAAUAUCCAUGGUGUUACGUGGGACCCGCCGAAGAGCAAUGGCGUCCAUGUAGCGAAAAGUAUCAUCCCUAUCUUCCGAGUCCAAGGCCGAUGCGAACAUUCAACGAUUACCAAAGAAAAUAUAGCAGAUCUUCCAAGCAAGUCCCGUUUAUCGGUCUAUUGUGA